This is a messenger RNA of Naegleria gruberi, 1338 nucleotides long. RefSeq lists its product as uncharacterized. Lineage: Eukaryota; Heterolobosea; Eutetramitea; Acrasida; Naegleriidae. The record is from RefSeq and is a predicted model, not a curated record. The transcript has a single exon. The coding region runs from base 1 to 1338 and encodes 445 amino acids.
AUGAGAGCAACAACAAACAAUGAAUCUGCAAAUAACAAACCCUCUCCCAGGCUUCAGAAUAGUUUGCAGCAAGUGGAAGACAAUCAACAACAAGAACAACAACAUGCAACGAUGAACCCAAAUGAUUAUUUGGUUCCAUUAACGAAUAAUAGUAGCACAACCUUUGGAUCUAAUCAUUCAAAAUCGACCACUGAAUAUCGUUAUCAUCCCUAUGCAAGAAAUCCAAACAAUGAUCAUUACCCUUCAACUCAUUCCACACCAAUUCAUAAUAAUUACGAGAAUCAAUAUGCUAGAACAAUUCAUAACAAUCAAAACAUGCAAUCUGUUAAUUUUUCAAAUAACAAUACUCUGUAUGAUGUGAGAAUGCAAAAUAAUGAUAACAUUCGAAACAUUCCUCGACCACAAUUUACCUCAACCACUCUGUUAGAACCCUCUGUUCAGGUGGAACCACAUUUUGACAGCAAUAUUUUCACAAUACUGAGAAAGAGACAUGUAGUUGGCUCUUCAUCCUCACCCUCUUCACUUUCUUCUUCAGAAAUGUCAUCAGCACCUUCAACGAGAGUGGCAAAUUAUGGAACUGGCAUUUCAAGAUCCUCUUCAACCUCAUUGAGUAGUUUAGAAUCACCCAAUAUUGACCCAUCUCCAAAUCCUUCCAUCUCUCUACGAACCAUCUCGACUGAUUCUGUGUCAUUUAGAAGUUCAAAUAGAGGAGACUCCAAAACAAAUCCCUAUUUUCACCAAGAAUCAGCCACUCAUCCUCCAUCCACUCUCAUUCCACUUGGAGAUAAUUUCAAGAAUAAUAAGAGUCAACAUGUUAACGAGCAACCAGGUAUCAAUUCUCCUCUCAUAACCCAAAAUUACUCCCUCACUCCUCUUAAUUUAUUACAGAAAUCCAAUCCAACCUUAGCAAGUUCAUCCUCGGCCAAUAAUAGUAUAGAACUGGUUAGUAGUUCUGGUCAAUAUUUAGAGCCGAGUAAUCCUUCUUCGUAUUUAAGACCUCUCAAAUCAUCAAACCCAUCCUCAUCCAAUGAUCUUUCCAAUUUAUCUAGCUCAGCACCUCCAUUUUCAGAUCCAAUAGUAUUAGAUCUUUCCAAAAUACCCUCAACUUUUGAUGAAUCUUCCAAUUUUAAUUAUUCCAAAACUAAAAGGAUAAAGAAUUUUGUCAAUGAUGGACCUUGGACAAGUGAAGAACACGAAAGAUUACUCCAAGGUUUACAACAAUGUGGAACCAAUUGGAAAGAACUUAGUGAGGUUUAUGUAAAAUCAAGAACUCGAGUCCAAGUGCAUGCCUAUGCAACCAAAGUUUUGAAAAUCAAAUCUCCCAACAAUGAUCCAUAA